This is a messenger RNA of Solanum dulcamara, 1329 nucleotides long. RefSeq names its product rRNA-processing protein EFG1. The coding region runs from base 122 to 1132 and encodes 336 amino acids. Gene Ontology annotation, biological process: maturation of SSU-rRNA from tricistronic rRNA transcript (SSU-rRNA, 5.8S rRNA, LSU-rRNA). The transcript is spliced from 8 exons. Lineage: Eukaryota; Viridiplantae; Streptophyta; Magnoliopsida; Solanales; Solanaceae. Gene Ontology annotation, cellular component: nucleolus; preribosome, small subunit precursor. The record is from RefSeq and is a predicted model, not a curated record.
CCACCCCAUCGAGCUAAAAGCCUAAAACCUAGCUUGACAAUUGUCCAUUGGAGUGGCACAAUGUCCGCUCCACAGCAGUAGAAUUGCUCCAUUUUCUGGCAUCUGGGUUUUCUCCUUUGUAAUGGCGCACGGAGGUUAUGGAAAGCGCAGAGUCCCUGAAGCUAAUAGUAAUAGAAACCGGCGACCCAAAUCGUUAGGUGUUGAGAAGAAGUCCAAGCCUAAGGCUGUUUCUAUAAAGAAUCAAAUUCGCUCCGUCGAACGCAUGCUCCGCAAAGAUCUGCCUCCUGAAAUUAGAGAAGUUCAAAAACAGAAGUUGGAGGAACUCAAAAAGCAGCAAGAGCUUCAGAAUCGUCUGGCUGUAGAACGCAAAAUAUUUCUACGCAACAGGAAGGUUAAGUUUUUUGAUAGAAGAAAAAUAGAGAGAAGAAUAAGACGUUUAGAGAAACAGCAGCGCACUUCAUCUUGUAAGGCCCAAGAAACAGAUAUUGCUGAACAACUUGCUAAACUGAAAGAGGACCUUGAAUAUGUUCGGUUCUUUCCCAAGAAUGAGAAAUAUGUACCCUUGUUUUCGGGAGGUGACGAGCAAGAUAUUGUUGACAAAAGAUGUAAAUUACGGGAUCAAAUCAAAGCCAAUAUAGUUGCUGCUGCCGCAAGUGGGAAAGAUUUGGAAGAAACAGGGAGCGAAGAUGAUGGGCUUCUUGAUUUAAGCGAUGAUGAUUUCUUUGAAAGUGGAAGUUCAAGUGAUGAUGCCGAUGACGAGUGGACUGAUAAAAGUGCAAGAGAACAAGCUUCUAGUGCAUCUGGGAAAGCAGCUUCUAGUAUGUCCAGCGAUGAAAAGAAUCAGAAGCAAAUAUCUGCCCGUGCUCUAAUGCCGCCACCUCGUCCUUCGAGCAAGUCUUUUAGUCACUCAGCAAAUAAAAAAUCACGGUUUGGAGGAUCUACAAGUAAGAAAUCAUCUUUCCGUGAUAUGUCAACCUCCAGCAACACGUCAGAUAGCAUUAAUAGAUCUACCUUCAGAAAAGGAAGACCUGCAGAUUCACUCACAGGCAACAGUGGCAAUAUCAGCUCUAACUCUGAUGCUCGAAAACCCCGAAGAAAGAGGAGACCUAAGAAGAAAAAACAACAGGCUUGAAUCAAGUUUCUAUAGCUCCAAAUACAUUGUUGUUACCAGAGUUCUGAGGACAAUUGAAAUGCCUCUUAUAUUUCAAAAAAAAAAUAGAUAGCAAGUUGUUGAGGCUACAUAUGCUUGAAUAACAUUUGUUUGAUAUUGUCUUCACUAAGCUUUAUUAUUACUUUAUUUUCUUAAUUUUAAUCUUUUACUUUACAGAA